Molecule: messenger RNA, 489 nt
Organism: Hansenula ciferrii
Lineage: Eukaryota; Fungi; Ascomycota; Saccharomycetes; Phaffomycetales; Wickerhamomycetaceae
Exons: 1
Coding region: 1-489 (162 amino acids)
Source: RefSeq, a predicted model, not a curated record
AUGCUGAGUGGUCUUCCAAUUGGUGCUGGUAUGGGAACAAAGUCUAGUCAAAAUCAAACCCAAAUUUGUUCCAAAAUUACAACUUGGUUUCAUUACUUGAAAUUAGAACUGAUGAAAUUACUGCAUCCUUACUCGUGGUUGUGUAUUGGUAUAAUAUCUCUGAUUCUCCUUAUAUUCACAUUAGUGUUUGAUUUACAUGGUGAAGAACAUUUUUUCGAAAUCGCCGGUUUUUGUUUGUUACAUUAUUUGUUUUAUAUUGUCAUCCAGGAUACUACAAGAAUAUACUAUAAUCAAAAAAGAGAGUUAAUGAUGGAAAAAUUAGAAAGAAAUACAGAUGAAAAUCAACAAGAUCAAUUAAGAGAUCAAGUAGCUGAAGAACAACUUCAAGCUAGACGUGAAGAAAUAUCAACUCAAGCUCUUAUGGGUUUAGUUUCCGCUGGUCUAUUUCUCAUUUGUUAUAAAAUAAAUGAUUGGAUGUAUGGGAAAUAA